AUGCCGCGUUUGAACGGCAUCAACUCCAAGGCGCUGGAGGCCAAGCAGCGGAAGAAGGAGCAGCGCGAGGCGAUCGAGCGUAAAAAGGAGGCCGAGGCGCUUGACAAAUACUGGGAAGACAAUGAUAAGCUAGUACAGGCAAAACAGGAGCGCAAGCUGGAGGCCCAGCGCCGGCAGCAGGAACGCCUGCAGCGCAAGCAGGAGUUGCGGCAGUUGCUGGAGAAGGAGGACUCAGAGCUUGUGUCAAACAAGACAUGUGCAAAGGGUGCGGCGGUUACUAAGGUUACCCGCGCCGAAAUCCUUCGUAUGCAAGCACUUCAAGCCGAAGCGCGCGCAAAGGAGGCAGCAAGUCGCGAGGAGAAUCCAUACUGCGAUGUGACCCUGGGCAACAUGAAUCACGAGAAUAUGCGAGAACGCAUGAUGCUCGAGGAACAGAAUAUCGACCUCGUGAAGGCAUCCGGUCUGGACGAGGUGUUGGACGCGCUUGCGAUCGGUCCCAAGGUGGAUGCGAACGCGGAGAAACGAGUGAAGGCGGCUUACGACGCGUUCGAGGAACGCAAGAUGGCAGAGCUGAAGGUGGAGUAUCCGAACCUGAAGUUCUCGCAGUACAAGGACAUGAUAUUCAAAGCCUGGAAAAAGUCGCCCGAGAAUCCUAUGGUGGCACGCAGGCUUUAG
Molecule: messenger RNA, 675 nt
Organism: Babesia ovata
Lineage: Eukaryota; Apicomplexa; Aconoidasida; Piroplasmida; Babesiidae
Product: DUF1014 domain-containing protein, putative
Exons: 7
Coding region: 1-675 (224 amino acids)
Biological process (GO): transcription by RNA polymerase II
Cellular component (GO): nucleus
Molecular function (GO): transcription coactivator activity
Source: RefSeq, a predicted model, not a curated record